Molecule: messenger RNA, 4543 nt
Organism: Stegastes partitus (bicolor damselfish)
Lineage: Eukaryota; Metazoa; Chordata; Actinopteri; Pomacentridae
Gene: abcb4
Product: ATP-binding cassette, sub-family B (MDR/TAP), member 4
Exons: 29
Coding region: 195-4076 (1293 amino acids)
Biological process (GO): oligopeptide export from mitochondrion
Cellular component (GO): mitochondrial inner membrane
Molecular function (GO): ABC-type oligopeptide transporter activity; ATP binding; ATP hydrolysis activity
Source: RefSeq, a predicted model, not a curated record
GUGUCUGAGGGUGAGGAGGAGGAGGACAGGAGGACAGGACUUACUUUACGGUGGGUGUGAGGCAUCCACAUCUCAAUCUGAGGUGACCGGAGGACGGACGACGACGAAGGAUCGGUGCGUCACAGCUGCUCUGGAGGUGUUUGGACAUUUCUGCUGCAUUUCAUCUCAAAUUCGACACUUUUCCGGACGCAGACAUGGACGACAAGAGCGACAUGGAAAUGCAGGCUUCAGCCAAACUGGAACAAAACGGAGACUUAAGAGCGGAUGAUGAUGACAUGGACCUGAAAGGGAAGAAGAAGAAGAAGAAGAAAGCGGAGUCGCUGCCGAUGGUUGGACCGAUAACUGUGUUCAGGUUUGCAGACAGUUUGGACAAGCUGAUGAUCGUGGUCGGGACGGUGAUGGCGAUGGCCAAUGGCACCGUGCUUCCCGUCAUGUUCAUCGUGUUCGGAGACAUGACGGACAGCUUCAUUCAGGACGCAGCUGAUCACAUGAACGGCAGCUCCGGCAGCUCCGGCAAUUUUACAAACAUGCACGUAAACAGCACCUUACAAUCGGACAUGACGACCUUCGCCAUCUACUACUCCAUCAUGGGAGGCGUGGUUCUGUUCGCCGCCUACCUGCAGGUCUCCAUGUGGACGGUGGCGGCCGGUCGGCAGGUCAAACGCAUCCGCAGGUUGUUUUUCCACCGGAUCAUGCAGCAGGACAUCGGCUGGUUCGACAUCAACGAGACGGGAGAGCUGAACACUCGACUCACAGAUGACGUCUAUAAGAUCCAGGAGGGCAUCGGAGACAAGACCGGCAUGCUGAUUCAAGGUUUCACCACCUUCAUCGUGUCCUUCAUCAUCGGCUUCACCAAAGGCUGGAAGCUCACGCUGGUCAUCCUGGCCGUGAGUCCUGCGCUGGGCUUCUCUGCCGCUCUCUUCAGCAAGGUGCUGACCAGCUUCACGAGUAAAGAGCAGACGGCUUAUGCCAAAGCUGGUGCUGUGGCAGAGGAGGUGCUUUCCUCCAUCAGGACGGUGUUUGCUUUUAGUGGCCAAGAGAAGGAGAUCGAAAGAUAUCAUAAGAACUUGGAGGACGCUAAGACGAUGGGGGUGAAGAAGGCGAUCUCUGCUAACAUCGCCAUGGGCUUCACCUUCCUGAUGAUCUACCUGUCCUACGCUCUGGCCUUCUGGUACGGCAGCAGGCUCAUCGUCUCGGGGGAGUACACUAUCGGAUCCGUGCUGACCGUGUUUUUCGUCGUGCUGAUCGGAGCUUUCUCGCUGGGACAGACGUCUCCCAACAUCCAGACGUUCGCCAGCGCCCGAGGGGCUGCCCACAAAGUGUACGCCAUCAUCGAUCAUAAACCGGCCAUAGACAGCUAUUCAGACACUGGCUUCAAGCCUGACUUCAUCAGAGGAGACAUAGAGUUCAGUAACAUCGACUUCAGCUAUCCCUCAAGGCCAGACGUCAAAAUCCUACACAGCCUGUCUCUGAGUGUGAAGAGCGGACAGACCAUCGCCUUAGUGGGCAGCAGCGGUUGCGGUAAAAGUACCACGAUCCAGCUGCUGCAGAGGUUCUACGAUCCUCAGGAAGGAACUGUGUGCAUCGACGGUCAUGAUAUCCGCUCUCUGAAUGUCCGCUACCUCAGAGAGAUGAUCGGGGUGGUGAGUCAGGAGCCCAUCCUCUUCGCCACCACCAUCACUGAGAACAUCAGAUACGGUCGACCUGACGUGACGCAGGGGGAGAUCGAACAGGCCGCCAAGGAAGCCAACGCCUACGACUUCAUCAUGAAGCUUCCCGAUAAGUUUGACACGCUGGUUGGAGAUCGAGGGACCCAAAUGAGCGGAGGACAGAAGCAGAGGAUUGCAAUUGCUCGAGCUUUAGUCCGCAACCCCAAAAUCCUCCUGCUGGAUGAAGCCACGUCUGCUCUUGAUGCUGAGAGUGAGACUGUUGUACAAUCUGCACUGGAUAAGGUCCGACAGGGUCGUACCACCAUUAUCGUGGCUCACCGCCUGUCAACCAUCAGAAACGCUGACGUGAUCGCCGGCUUCCAGAAAGGUGAAGUUGUCGAAUUGGGGACUCACAGCCAGCUGAUGGAAAUGAAGGGCGUUUACCACACACUGGUCACCAUGCAGACCUUUCAGAAAGUCGAGGAGGAUGAGGAGGACGAGUAUGAGGUGUCUGCAAAUGAGAAGAGCCCAUUGGUGAAGACUUCCUCUGAAUCUGCACUGCGAAGGAGGAAAUCUACAAGAGGUUCAUCAUUCGCUGCCUCCGAGGGAGAGAAAGAGGAGAAAGAAAAGCUAACGGAAAAGACGGAUGAGGAUGAAGACGUUCCUCCAGUGUCCUUCCUCAAAGUUAUGGCUCUGAACAGCUCCGAGUGGCUUUUUAUUCUGGUGGGGACCAUCUGCGCCAUCAUCAACGGCGUCAUUCAGCCUCUGUUCGCCGUCCUCUUCUCGAGGAUCGUCACCGUGUUUGCAGAACCAAAUCCAGAUGUCGUCACGAAAAAAUCCAAUUUCUUCUCGCUCAUGUUUGUUGCUAUCGGAGCUGUGUCCUUCGUCACCAUGUUUCUGCAGGGUUUCUGUUUUGGUAAAUCUGGAGAAGUUCUCACCCUAAAACUGAGACUCGGCGCCUUUAAGUCCAUGAUGAGACAGGAUCUCGGCUGGUUCGACCAACCUAAGAACAGUGUUGGAGCUCUGACUACCAGACUGGCCACAGACGCAGCGCAAGUACAAGGGGCUGCUGGAGUACGUAUGGCGACACUGGCGCAGAACUUUGCCAACCUGGGCGGUGGUUUGAUUCUGGGCCUGGUGUACGGCUGGGAGCUGACGCUGCUCCUUCUAGCUGUGGUGCCGGUCAUCGCGUUAGCCGGAGCUCUGGAGAUGAGGGCGCUCACCGGACACGCUGCCGAAGAGAAGAAGGAGCUGGAGAGGGCUGGAAAGAUUGCUACGGAGGCCAUAGAGAACAUCCGAACUGUGGCGUCUCUCACAAGAGAACCCAAGUUUGAGUCCUUGUAUCAGGAGAACCUCGUUGUGCCGUACAAGAACGCCAAGAAAAAGGCCCACAUGUAUGGCUUCACAUACUCCUUCUCCCAGGCCAUGAUCUACUUCGCCUACGCCGGCUGCUUCCGCUUCGGAGCUUGGCUGAUUGAUGCGGGAAGGAUGGAGGCUCAGGAUGUUUUCCUUGUGAUCUCGGCCAUUCUGUUUGGCGCCAUGGCCGUCGGAGAGGCCAACUCCUUCGCCCCCAACUACGCCAAGGCCAAGAUGUCAGCUGCCCACCUCAUGAUGCUGCUGAAAAAAGAGCCUGCCAUCGAUAACCUCUCGCACCAGGGCGAGUCACCGGAUAAAUUUGAUGGCAAUGUGAGCUUCCAGUCGGUGAAGUUCAACUACCCGUCGCGGCCCGACAUUCCCAUCCUGCGAGGGCUGAACCUGACGGUGAAGAAGGGGGAAACGCUGGCGCUGGUGGGCAGCAGCGGCUGUGGGAAGAGCACCACCAUCCAGCUGCUGGAGAGGUUCUACGACCCACUGGAGGGUAGCGUGGAGCUGGACAACAUGAACGCCAAGCAGCUGAACAUCCAGUGGCUCAGGUCCCAGAUCGGCAUCGUCUCCCAGGAGCCCAUCCUGUUCGACUGCACUUUGGCCGAAAACAUCGCCUACGGAGACAACAGCCGGAAAGUAACCAUGGAAGAGAUUGAGGCGGCUGCCAAGUCGGCCAACAUUCACAACUUCAUAGAAGAGCUGCCACAGAAGUACAACACCCAGGCCGGCGAUAAAGGCACCCAGCUGUCAGGAGGGCAGAAGCAGCGGAUAGCCAUCGCCCGAGCCAUCCUCCGCAACCCCAAAGUGCUGCUGCUGGAUGAGGCCACAUCUGCACUGGACACAGAGAGCGAGAAGGUGGUGCAGGACGCCCUGGAUCAGGCAAGCAAAGGCCGCACGUGCAUCAUCGUGGCCCACCGCCUGUCCACCAUCCAGAACGCCGACCGGAUCGCCGUCUUCCAGGGCGGAGUGGUGGUCGAACAGGGCACGCACCAACAGCUGCUGGCCAAGAAGGGAGUCUACUACAUGCUGGUCACCACACAGAUGAGCCACAGUCCACAAUGACGAGCUUUGAGCUGCACCUAAAAGCACUUAGCGACUCCCCGCUGCUUCAUUUGUACAGACUGAGCAGCUCCAGUGGGGAUUAAGGGACUGUAUCCUGUGAGCAUAAAGUCUGCGCUGCUGUCGUCACGUUUAUGGGCAUUUUUUUUUAAAAAUACCAACCACAUUAAGACACGUAAGAAAACUGCAGGUGUAAAUGACCAGCCUGAUUGUGUAAUUUGCCUAUUUUAUUAGCAAAGCCUGUGCUUUCUCUCUGAUCUCAGUUAGUGCUUCGUAAACAGGAGCGCAUUCUCGACAUUUUGUAGUGAAAUCACAGGUGCUUUUCCAAGUGGAAGCUCUACUGCCCGUCUCCUUCCACCUCCUACCUCUCUGUGGCGCAGGAGUCUGCAAAAGCUGGAUAUUUCCUAAAAAUGUCUUUACGUUUCACGUUAUCCUAAAGAAAUGCUUUGUCUAAUAAAAUUGUUGCCUUA